CGGUAUUUUACCCCACACCAUUUUCUCUGAUGUUGCUUACUGAACCUUCAAUUACUUUACCUUUUGCGUGCUUCAACUACAAUAGACUUCUUAUACCUCAAUUGAGCCUUUUGGAAUAUUCACCGCCGUUUCGGGUAGACUUCAAGUAAAUCUGAAUCGAUCCCUCUCAAAGGUCGCGUUGCCACAUUCAACAUGGACCCUUCACAAGGCGCGCAGUCACUACCCCCGGAAGCGAUUGCUCUCGCUGGACGUAUGUAUGAUAGCGCGCGGAAAGGGGAUAUCGCCAUCUUCCAGCAGGCCUUGCCGGCUGGUUUGCCUGCCAACAUGACGAACGAGAAGGGCGAUACACUGCUCAUGCUGGCUGCCUAUCACGGGCACGCGGAAUUGGUGAAGCUGCUCGUCCAGCACGGAGCUGAUCCCAAUCGAUUGAACGAUAGGGGCCAGAGUCCUCUGGCUGGUGCGGUCUUUAAGCAAGAAGAUGGAGUCAUUGAGGUUCUCCUCGAAGGCGGCGCGGACCCUGACUAUGGUAAUCCGAGCGCGCUGCAGUGUGUCGCCAUGUUCAAGCAGGAGGAGAAAUGGCAAGACAAAUUCGAGUCAGCUUCUGGGAAAGGCAAAGCGGUUGCGCAGGAGUAGGAACUACUAGCAUGUUUCAAUGAUGAUACCACGCUCCGAUUUCGCCACCAAAACAGAUAAAUCUCGAUGAUAGUCAUUUGUAUUGUCAAGUAUGAAGUGAGACUGACCCCAUCUCCUCAGAUUUGACAACGCAACGACAUCGCUGCCUUUAAUGCUUCAAGCAUACAUGGGUGCUUCAUUUACCUAGUACAGCAGAGCUGAAGCAUUUCCUUGGACCUAGCUCGUUCAAAGGGUGGCUAACCUGUCACCCAUUUCUACUGACUCUAAGAGUAACAUAAGAAAUCAGCCAUCCGCAGGGCUAGCCUCGGCUUCUAGAGAGGGACAAUUACAAAUCCCAGUGCCUGUAUCAAUAUCCAGUAUUGUGUGCAGGUUUUCUAUCACAAGUGGUGCCAAGUAGAGUUUGUAGCCUAUCGAUUU
Messenger RNA from Colletotrichum godetiae, 1050 nucleotides. Its product is annotated as ankyrin repeat-containing domain protein. The coding region runs from base 193 to 633 and encodes 146 amino acids. The transcript has 4 exons. The record is from RefSeq and is a predicted model, not a curated record. Gene Ontology annotation, molecular function: protein binding. Lineage: Eukaryota; Fungi; Ascomycota; Sordariomycetes; Glomerellales; Glomerellaceae.